Cyprinus carpio (common carp) is the source of this 2410-nucleotide messenger RNA. RefSeq names its product beta-carotene oxygenase 1 (gene bco1). NCBI's taxonomy places the organism in Eukaryota, Metazoa, Chordata, Actinopteri, Cypriniformes, Cyprinidae. Gene Ontology annotation, molecular function: beta-carotene 15,15'-dioxygenase activity; carotenoid dioxygenase activity. The record is from RefSeq and is a predicted model, not a curated record. Gene Ontology annotation, biological process: carotene catabolic process; retinal metabolic process.
CGGAGUCUUCAGCUUCCUCAAGCUUUAUAGACAGUUUGUGUUCGGACGCUGAUUGUCACACUUCUGUGGAAAAACUUUCGAGAACGAUGCAGUACGACUAUAGUAAAAACAAGGACGAACACCCGGAGCCCAUCAAAGUUGAAGUAAAAGGCUUGAUUCCUGAAUGGCUGCAGGGCACACUUAUACGCAAUGGACCUGGCCUCUUCUCUUUGGGAGAGACGAGAUACAACCAUUGGUUUGAUGGAAUGGCACUUCUGCACAGUUUCACAAUUAAAAAAGGAGAGGUGACCUACAGAAGCAAGUAUCUUCAAGGUGACACCUACAACUCCAACAUGCAGGCCAACAGAAUAGUGGUGUCAGAGAUGGGGACCAUGGCGUACCCAGACCCAUGCAAAAAUAUAUUCUCCAAAGUGAUCACUUUCCUCAGCCACACCAUACCAGACUUCACUGACAACUGUGCCAAUAACAUAAUAAAAUAUGGAAAUGAUUACCAUGCUACAUCUGAGACCAAUUACAUUCGUAAAAUUGACCCCAUGACUUUAGAGACUCAAGACAAGGUGGACUACCUGAAAUACCUUCCUGUAAAUAUUGUGGCAUCACAUACGCAUUAUGAUAAAGAGGGAAAUAGCUACAGUAUGGGAACAUGCAUCGCAGAGAAAGGCAAAACUAAAUACACAUUGUUCAAGGUUCCAGGAGGAAGUGGGUCAGAUGGGUCUCCACCUUUGAAAAGUGCUGAGGUCGUGUGUACUGUGCCCUGCCGUUCCCUCCUCACGCCCAGUUAUUACCACAGCUUUGGCAUGACUGACAACUACUUUGUCUUUAUCGAGCAGCCCUUAAAGCUGGAUGUCCUCAAAAUGGCUACAGCCUAUCUGAGGAGGGUCAGCUGGGCCAGCUGCAUGAAAUUCCACCCUGAAGACAGCACCCUGAUUCACCUUAUUGACCGAAAGACAAAAAAGGAAGUUGGGAUCAAAUUCUACACUGGUGCUAUGGCUGUCUACCAUCAAGUCAAUGCCUUUGAAGAUGAUGGCCAUGUUGUUUUUGAUGUGAUCUGCUAUGAUGACAACAGCUUGUAUGAAAUGUUUUACCUGGACAAGCUGAAGGAGCAGAUGGGAGCAAAUACUAUGUACUGCAAGCCAAAGUGCAAAAGAUUUGUGUUGCCCCUUAGCGACAUGGGUGAGACGGGUGAAGAUCUGGUCAAACUUAAAUACACGACAGCAAGUGCUGUGAAGGAGAAAGAGGGGAAAGUUCUGUGUCAGGGCGAGGUUCUCUGUGAUGGUGUGGAACUUCCAAGAAUUAAUUACAAUUUCAAUGGAAAGAAGUACAGAUUUUCAUACAUGUGUUGUGUGGACAUAUCCCCAGUGGCCACAAAGAUUGUCAAGUUUGAUGCUGAGACAAAGCAGAAGAUUGAGUGGUCUGGAGGAGACGGUUUUGCCUCGGAGCCGGUUUUCAUUCCCAGGCCAGAUGCAGUUGAUGAAGAUGAUGGUGUAGUCCUGACAUGUAUCAUAAAUGCCAAACCUGCGCAGGGUGGCUUUCUACUGGUGCUUGAUGGCAAGUCUUUCAAAGAGGUUGCCCGGGCAUGUAUAGAUGUUGAUUUCCACAUGGACAUGCAUGGCUACUUCAUACCCGACAGUAGUUAGAGCUUUAAUGUAUGCCAACUAUACAGGCAUAAUGACAGAGAUGAAGAAUCUCUUGUAAAUGUUGGUAUUUUGAUUAAUCCGGUUACAAAGUUGUCAAAGACCUUGUAUGUCACAUUGAAGUCAUGUUUUGUGAUUGACUAUACAGUGGUGUGCGGGGAAAAAAAUACGGACACCCUCUGGACCAUGAACACAUUUCUACAGGUUUCGUUUUCUUGUUUGGAAAAAAUGUAUGCAUGUAUAAAAUGUACUGUUUGAAAGGUCAUUAUUUGUAAUAUCAAACAGAAAUGAGAACUGUUUUGUCUUUUUUGCUUGCGCAGAGAAAUCAUAAAGUGAAGAUAUUUCUGUCAUUAUGGUUGUAUCCAGUGUUUGAACUGUGUGGAACUGCAUUCAAAAUACUGUGUGUUAAAUACAAGAAGGCUACACCCUUUUGGUACAGUGCAACUGUGCUUUAUUGUUGCCUUCAAGUCAUCUGUUAUUGAGCUAGAAAUAACACCACACACACACACACACACAGAGUAAUUAUAGACUGGGAGACCCAGCUUCAUUUUGUUAAUGAAUUAUGUAUGCAACUAGUCAAAAGUUUGAACUCACCUACUUAUUACUGUUUUAAACAUUUUAUAAUAAUAGCAUGGUUGUAGCUAUGAAAUAACACAGGUAUACAAACUUGAAUAUGUUAUGAAAUCUGGAAAUGGAGAAAAAAAAAACAUGUCCUCACAUGAAAUUCCUGUUUUCAUUUUGUGAUGUUUUAAGAUUUUGUCAGAUUGUAAUACGGU